Messenger RNA from Dentiscutata heterogama, 719 nucleotides. The record is from the annotation of a GenBank genome assembly. NCBI's taxonomy places the organism in Eukaryota, Fungi, Glomeromycota, Glomeromycetes, Diversisporales, Gigasporaceae.
GUAAUGACGGUAAGGACUUUAGUAAUGAGUUAAAAAUAGAUAUUCGUGGCCUUCAGCCUAUGUUGACUGCUCCCCCAGGACUGGAGUAUCGUAGUCCAGCUUCACCGAGAUCUGAGCACGCAGAACAAUAUUUCAGUUCCACGAUGGCAGGUCUUACAUCGCCACCUUUAACUAGUGUAAAUCCUAAUCAAAACAUUUUUGCAAGUGACAUAACAGGGAAUGUUGCUGGUGGACAAACAAUUACAGAUUUAACUAACUCACUGAACAAUAUGAGUAUAACUAAUGGUAGUAGCAUAGAAAUGCGUAAAGAGACUUCUCCUGAUAUUUCUAACGUUCAGGUAUCGGGACAAUCGACAUCUAAUAAACAACAAACAAAAUCCUGGGCUACUAUUGCCAAAACCCCCAAACCACCACCAGUAAAUACUUCUCAAGAAGUGUUAGGUGGGGCUUAUAGUACUGUUAUCUCACCUUCUUCAGCUGUUUCACCUACAUCAACGUAUGCAUCUAGACCAUUAUCUGCUCCUACUGGGCUGUGGCGCGAUAAAAGUAAAAUUAUUGGAACACCUACAAGUAAUGGCAUUGGAAGCACCUAUACUUCAAGUUCCAUGGUACCGCCGCUCUCUAUUCCACCAGUUCCAAAUACGAGUAAGAAAGAUAUGUCACAAUGGAUUGCGGCGAGAGGAUAUAACCCAAAGACUUUUAACUGCAAGCCACUGAAC